AUGUACAUUACAGCUGAGAGGUGCCUGUCUGUGUUGACGCCCCUGAAAAUACAACGCAUUGUUACUUUUGAGAGGACUGCUGUCAUACUUUUAUUUAUUUUUCUUUUGAACGUAUCGUCAUUUUUGCCGCUCUACUCUUCAGCAUACUUCAGUUGGAACUUCAACCCAAGUCAGAACAAGACUACGCUGGGCGUCUCCUUCUACUCGAACAAGCUUAUCAUCGAAGGCAUCAUUAAUCGCUUUCAGGCUUCCCUGGCAAUAAUUGCAUUCGUUCUGGUUGUCCUCUUCACUGGAAUCCUGGCCAUCAAUCUAAAGCGGAAGUCGAAGUGGAGGCGUGGAGUCACUUCCAACAAAAACCAGCAGGAGGCCCUGUCCAGCCGCGAAAGCAAGACGGUUGGUAUGAUUAUCGUGGUGGCCGUCGUCCUCAUCGUCUGCUACACGCCAGGAGUGACCUGCUCCAUCACCACGUCCUUUAUCCCAGACUUCGGCAUCACGGGCAAACAGGCCAACGUGUUCCACGCUGUCUGGUCCUUCUGCUUUCUCUUCCACGCCGUCAACUCCAGCAUUAACGUACUUCUGUAUUACAGGAUGAGUUCUAAAUAUAGAACAACUUUGAGAGAGAUUUUCCCGAUGCUAAGAAAAGAAUUGACAAACGGUACAUCACAGACGUUGGAAGUGACAAUCAACUAG
Molecule: messenger RNA, 690 nt
Organism: Biomphalaria glabrata
Lineage: Eukaryota; Metazoa; Mollusca; Gastropoda; Planorbidae
Product: neurotensin receptor type 2-like
Exons: 1
Coding region: 1-690 (229 amino acids)
Biological process (GO): G protein-coupled receptor signaling pathway
Cellular component (GO): plasma membrane
Molecular function (GO): G protein-coupled peptide receptor activity
Source: RefSeq, a predicted model, not a curated record